AUGUCGAAUGCUUUGGAUGCCCAAUUCCCUCCGCUAGGGUCGUCUCCUCCGCAGAUGGUCCCGGGAAAGUACGAUGCAGGGAAUGCCUGGCCGUUUCAAUGGGAGCACCAGGCGAAUUACCAGGCCUACGGCCAGUACACUGAUGCCGAAUGGCAACAGUGGGCGGCCGCCUGCAGCACACAAGCUGUGUCUUACUACCCGGACCAGUCGCACAGAUCACAGAACCAAGGCGGCAACUCGCAGUCGAAGCAGAGGAAUGCGCCCAAAGGCGACAACGGGCGGCGGUGGAAGUCGGGGGACAAAAAGGGCAAGCCAGGUACUGCCAAGGACCAGCCGAAAGCCACGCUUGUUGAAGUGGAAGCGAAGCCACUGAGUCGGGCCGAAGCAUUUGCUGAUGCCAGCGGCGCGAAAGGGAGCAAAUCGGCAGGAGGAUGGGGAGACGGUCUCACGCGUGACGUGAAGAUUUCAAAGACGUUGACUCAAAUUCUCCGGCACAAAGCACCCGAGCUGGGGUUAGGGAUCCAGCCCGAUGGCUACUGCUUGCUGGAGGAGGUGCUAGCCUGCCCAUGGUUAAAGGAGUUGGAUGCCACGUGGGAUAUCGUUCAAAAAGUUGUCCAGAAGAGCGACAAGAAGCGCUUCGAGCUGCAGGAGGUGGACGGACAGCUCUACAUCCGCGCGGUGCAGGGGCAUUCUAUCAAGGUCAUAGAUGAUGACAAGCUGCUGAAGAAGCUAGAGCGAGCAGACGAGCUACCGAAGGAUUGCGUGCACGGCACCUACCGCCGGCACUUUGAAUCAAUCCGCAAGGUGGGCUUGUUGGCCGGAGGAGGUCAAGGUCAGGGCUUCCGCAACCACGUGCAUUUCGCACCGUAUGCGCCGGGCGACAAGCGAGUCAUUUCGGGCAUGCGAUACGAUUGCGAGAUUGCGAUAUGGAUCGACCUCAAAAAGGCCAUUGCUGAUGGAGUGCCUUUUUACAUCAGCGCGAACCAAGUGAUUCUCAGCCCCGGCAUCAAGGGGAUCAUCGACAAGAAGUACUUCCUGAAAGCUCGGGAUCUGCAGAAGAAGGAGGACCUGAAGCUUCAGGUCGCAGAUGAAGCGCUUCUCCCUGGAAUGCAGUGA
This is a messenger RNA of Symbiodinium sp. CCMP2456, 1116 nucleotides long. Lineage: Eukaryota; Dinophyceae; Suessiales; Symbiodiniaceae. The record is from the annotation of a GenBank genome assembly.